Molecule: messenger RNA, 482 nt
Organism: Racocetra fulgida
Lineage: Eukaryota; Fungi; Glomeromycota; Glomeromycetes; Diversisporales; Gigasporaceae
Source: the annotation of a GenBank genome assembly
AUGCAUUGGGCUGAUUAUGACCAAGUAGAGAAUCUAAAACAUCAAACUGUUUCCAAAGCUGUUAUUUCUGAACAAUUAGUUGUUGAGGAGAAUGACAGAAAAAUUGGUAAUAUAUAUAAAAGAGAUCUAUUGGAAAAUUUUCCAACUCAAACUGAGAAUCAUAUAUUUUUGCGACAUGAUGGCCCAUUAUCAGCUUUAGAAAUUAUAGAAUGUGCCAAAGAGCAAGUACAAAAUCUAGAACAUCAACCUUUUUCUAAACAAUCUGUAUUUGUUGAAAAUUAUAAGGUUGAAAACGUAGACGAUGAAGAAAAUUAUAUAAUUUUUCAAGAAGUAAAAUAUACUAUUAAAGAAUUUUGCGAAUAUCCACGUGAAGUAAACAACGGAUUUAGAAUGGAAGUAAAAGAUAUGUUAAACACAGUUCAAGAAUUACAAAAAGAUAUAGAAGAAUUAGAAAAUUUUUAUUGGUAUAUAGAUUUUGGAAG